Parnassius apollo (apollo) is the source of this 210-nucleotide messenger RNA. NCBI's taxonomy places the organism in Eukaryota, Metazoa, Arthropoda, Insecta, Lepidoptera, Papilionidae. The record is from the annotation of a GenBank genome assembly.
AUGAGGCUGCAAGAAGAUGAUUUACUGGGCGAAGAUGAAGAGAUUGGCGAUGACAACGGCCAUGCAGUUGAAUGUAUUCGUGAGCCACAUUCCGAUGACAAGGACGCCGUUUAUAUUUGGAGUGAUCACGACACCGAUUCCGAAAGCUCCGAGACUGAAGUACAGGAUACUAACUUGGACAAUGUACCAAGCACAUGCCUGAUCUGCUGA